UGGAACCCUAACCAGAACAAGACCAAGAAACAAGAAGCAGAUUCAUUUUUGUUUGAGAAAAUCUGAACCAGGAGUUUUUCAAUCAGACAGUAUUGGAACUAGUAAUUCAAUCAUGAAUUCUCAUAAACGCUCUAGAAAAGAGUCAGAAGGUGACACCAAUAUUCAGAAAAAGGUCAAGGAAGGGCACAGGAGAGCUGUUUCAAACCGAAAACUUGCCAAAACAAAACCGUUGCCAGACGAUACGUUAUUGGCUGUGGUGAAAGCUAAAUUGAAACCAGUAUUGGGCGAUGUGGUAAAGGCAGAUGCAAAAGCAAAAGCAGUAUCCAAAGCUAGGAUGAAGUCUAAGGCGAAAGCAAAACGAGCAUCAGUCGUGGCGAAGAAGGGUGUGUUUGCAACGAAAAUACGCUUUUUUUGGAAGGAAACAUUAGAAGGAUUAAAGGAAGAACUGAAAGAGAAGGAGCUGGAACUUGUGUUGCUUGAAAAUAUUUCGACAAAAGAGAAACUGAAGUACUGUAUUGAUCUACUUGCUGAACGGGUUAGUGAGUCAUUAUUUGAGUCUUUUGUGGCUGAUUAUGAGGAUUUUGCUCGUAAUGGCGUAGAGGAAUUAACCGCCAGAAUGGUAAACAAGCAGCUCGAGUUUAAUAAUAUAGAAAAUGAUAUAAAGCUUCUGAACGAAACUAGAACAUCACUCCUGGAACUGACUGAUCAGUUGUGUAAACAAAGAGCAGAUAAAGAAGUUGAACUACAGAAAGAUAUUGAAAGACUGAAUCAAGAGAAGAUUACACUCAGAAGUCAUGUUGCAGCACUCGAGAAACAGGAUUCGGAGAUGGGAACUCAAAUUGAUUCACUGAGCAAAGACAAGAAUAAACUGGAAAGUGAUAAUGAAUUACUUAAUAAACUAAAGACGAACCUGGGUAGUUAUGUUGAAGAUCUUAAAAAGGAGAUGCUUGAAUUGGUAAAUGAUGUAUGUGCGCUCAAGAAAGAAAAGGAAACACUGGAAAAUGAGAAGAUAGAAUUGGGUGGCGAAAUUGAAAUAUAUAACAAAGAAAAGUCUUCAUUGCAAAGUGAUAUUUGUUUGGUCACCGAAAGGAAGAUAAUCUUGGAAAAUGAAAUUGAGUCGAGUAACAAUAAGAAGAUGGAAAUGGAAAGUGACAGUGAGUUACUUAACAACAAGAAGGAUAAAAUGGUAAAUGAUAUUGAAGUACUUAACCUUAUUAUCAAAGAAAAGUUGGCAGUGCAGAGUGAUAUUCGUUUGCUCGAUGAAAAGAUGACUAUCCUGGAGAAUAAAUUUGAGUCGCGUAAUUAUGAGAAGAAGAAAUUGCAAGACGAUUUGGAGAUUCUCAACAAAGAGAAGUUUGCAGUACAAGGUGAUAUUCGUUCUCUCAAGGAAAAGAAGACUGUUCUGGGAAGUGAAACUGAAUCCCUUACCAAUGAGAAGACUAGCUUGGGAAAUGAAACUGAGUUACUCAACAUGGAGAAGACGAAAUUGGUUAAUGAUUUGGAGUUGCUCAACAAGGAGAAGAUUAGACUAGGAGCUGAUACUGAGUUACUUAACGAGAAAAAUUCUACAGUACAAGAUGUUAUUUGUUCGCUCAACCAAAGGAAGACUGUUCUGGAAAGUGAAAUUGACUUGCUCAGCAAUGCGAAGACUAGCUUGGGAAAUGAGACUGAGUUACUCAACAUGGAGAAGGCGAAAUUGGUUAGUGAUUUGGAGUUGCUCAACAAGGAGAAGACUAGAUUGGGAGCAGAUACCGAGUCACUUAACAAGAAAAAUUCUACAGUACAAGAUGUUAUUUGUUCGCUCGACCAGAGGAAGUCUGUUCUGGAAAACGAAAUUGAAUCGCUUAGCAAUGAGAAGACUAGCUUGGGAAAUGACACUGAGUUACUCAACAUGGAGAAGACUAAAUUGGCAAGUGAUUUGGAGUUGCUCAACGAGGAGAAGACUAGAUUGGGUGCUGAUACUGAGUUACUUAACGAGAAAAAUUCUACAGUACAAGAUGUUAUUUGUUCGCUCGACCAAAGGAAGUCUGUUCUGGAAAGUGAAAUUGAAUCGCUUAGCAAUGAGAAGACUAGCUUGGGAAAUGAGGCUGAGUUACUCAACAUGGAGAAGACGAAAUUGGUAAGUGAUUUGGAGUUGCUCAACAAGGAGAAGACUAGUUUGGGAGCUGAUACCGAAUUACUUAACAAGAAAAAUUCUACAGUACAAGUUGUUAUUUGUUCGCUCGACCAAAGGAAGUCUGUUCUGGAAAGCGAAAUUGAAUCGCUUAGCAAUGGGAAGACUUGCUUGGGAACUGAGACCGAGUUGCUCAACAAGGAGAAGUCGAAAUUGGUUAAUGAUCUUGAAUUUUUCAAGAAAGAGCAGUUGGGAGUGCAGAGUGAUAUUUGUUCGCUCAACCAAAGGAAGACUGUUCUGGAAAGUGAAAUUGAAUCGCUUAGCAAUGAGAAAACUGGCUUGGGAACUGAGACCGAGUUGCUCAACAAGGAGAAGUCGAAAUUGGUUAGUGAUCUUGAAUUUUUCAAGAAAGAGCAGUUGGCAGUGCAGAGUGAUAUUUGUUCGCUCAACCAAAGGAAGACUGUUUUGGAAAGUGAAAUUGAAUCGCUUAGCAAUGAGAAGACUGGCUUGGGAACUGAGACCGAGUUGCUCAACAAGGAGAAGUCGAAAUUGGUUAGUGAUCUUGAUUUUUUCAAGAAAGAGCAGUCGGCAGUGCAGAGUGAUAUUUGUUCGCUAGAGGAAAAGAAGACGAUCCUGGAAAAUAAAAUUGAAUCGCUUAACAAUGAGAUGACACAGUUGGGAAGUGAUGCCGAGUUACUUAACAAGGAGAAGGCAAUAUUGCUGAGUGAUUUUGAAAUACUUAACAAAGAAAAGUGUGUAGUGCAAAGUGAUAUUUGUUCGCUCAUUGAAAAGAAGAUUAUACUGGAAAGUGAAACCGAAUCGCUUAGCAAAGAGAAGACUAAGUUGGGAAAUGACACUGACUUUCUCAACCAGCAGAAGAAGAAACUGAGAAGUGAUUUUGAAUUUCUCAUCAGUGAAAAGUGUAAUGUACAAGCUGAUAUUUGUUCACUUAAUGGAAAGAAGAUUACUCUGGAAUGUGAAAUUGAAUCGCUUUGCAGUGAGAAGACUCAAUUGGGAACUGAUACGGAGUUACUCAACAAGGAGAAGAAGAUAUUGGUAAGUGAUAUGGAGUUACUCAAAAGGGAGAAGACGAAAUCGCAAGCCGAUUUUGAAAUUCUCGACAGCAAAAAAUCUGCAAUACAAGGUGAUAUCUUGUCUCUCAAUGAAAAGAAGACUCUGUUGGAAAGUGAAAUUACUUCACUUAGCUGUGAGAAGACUCACUUGACAAGUGAUACCGAGUUACUCAGCAAAGAAAUGUCUUCGGUGCAAAGUGAUGUUUGUUCGCUGAACGAAAAGAAGACUCUGUUGGAAAGUGAAAUUAUUUCACUUAGCAGUGAGAAGACUCAAUUAAGAAGUGACACCGAAUUACUCAACAAAGAAAUGUCUACAGUGCAAAGUGAUGUUUGUUCGCUGAAUGAAAAGAAGACUCUGUUGGAAAGUGACGUUAUUUCACUUAGCGGUGAGAAGACUCAAUUGAGAAGUGAUACCGAGUUACUCAACAAAGAAUUUUCUACAGUGCAAACUGAUGUUUCUUCGCUGAAUGAAAAGAAAACUCUGUUGGAAAGUGAAAUUAUUUCACUUAGCAGUGAGAAGAGCCAAUUGAGAAGUGAUACCGAGUUACUCAACAAAGAAAUGUCUACAGUGCAAAGUAAUGUUUGUUCGCUGAAUGAAAAAAAGACUAUCUUGGAAAGUGAAACCGAAUCACUUGACAAGGAGAAGACUAAAUUACGAAGCGAUUUUGAAGUUCUAAACAAAGAAAAGCUGGCAGUGCAGAGUGGUAUUUGUUCGCUAGAGGAAAAGAAGACUAUUCUGGAAGAUGAAGUUGAAUGGCUUCACAAUAAGAAGACUCAAUUGGGAAGUGAUACCGAGCUACUCAACAAGGAGAAGACGAAAUUGCAAACCGAUUUUGAAUCUCUCAGCGAAGAAAUGUCUGCAGUGAAGGGUGAUAUAUGCUCGCUCAAUGAAAAGAAGACUAAUCUGGAAAGUGAAUUUGAAUCGCUUAGCAAUGAGAAGACUAACUUGGGAAAUGAUAUUGAGGUGCUCAAUGAGGAGAAGACAAAACUGCAAAGUGAUUUCGAAUUUCUCAACAAAGAAAAGUCUACAGUGGAAAGUGUUAUUUCUUCACUUAACGAAAAGAAGACUCUCCUGGAAAGUGAAAUUGAAUUACUUAAAAAUGUGAAGACUAAAUUGGGAACUGAAACUGAGUUUCUUAACAAGGAGAAGACAGAACUGCGUAGUGAUUUUGAAUCUCUCAACCAUGAGAAAACUAAUCUGGGAAUGGAUGUUGUGCUACUCAAGAAAAGAAAAUCUGAAUUAGAAACUGAUUUUGGUUUCCUCCAAGAUGAGAAGAAUACACUGCAUAAUGAGAUUGACUCUAUGAACAAGGAGAAGGCUAUGUUGCAUUCUAAUAUACAAUUUCUCAAUAAGGAGAAGGAUAAAUUGCAAUCUGAUGUCGAAUUUCUCAAUGAAGAGAAGGCUGAAUUUAUUCGUUCAGCUACGUCUGAAGUUAAUGAAUGUUUUUAUGAACGUGAGAAAACACUGGAGGCGAAUGAAAAGUUGUUCAUAGAACUUAAAGAGAUGAACCAAACAUUGGUUGCCAAGGAACGGUUUUACACUGAAGAGCUUCAGGAAGCUCGCCAAGAAUUUAUCAAGGUAAUAGCUUCAGAGAAGGUAAAUACCAGACAUACAGGGAUUGGAGUCAAGACAAUGAGAAAGGGAGAACAGGUGCUCUGGAACUUCAGAGAGGGAAAGAGAGCGUCGCUGAAAGAAGUAAUUAGAUUUCAGUUUAACCGUAUGAAAAAGUAAAACAGAUCAACGUUCUACAUCAGCCUUCAUCUGUUAACUGUGCAGAGGAUUUUUCAGCUGGACAUUAUGAAUGUCUACUUCCUCCAAUUUUCUGACAUGAUUGAAGACUGUAGAGAUGUUGUUGUUUAAUGAAGACGGUGGAGAUGUUAUCGGAUGGCUGCCAAUGUAAAGCUAAACCUGUAAAUGUUGAACAUUUGAAUACAAAGCUGUUACCAAAGCUACAUUUUAGACAAAGUCGGGGAUAUAACUCAGUUUGCUUGAUCAAGGUCGGAUUCACUCCAUUUCCUCUCUAAGAGAAAUGGAGCUAGGGGUCUCGAAUAUUCACAAUGUAGUGGAUGACAGCUUUUGGAUAUCCCAGAUUAAUAUGCCAGAGUUGUAGGAAUCAGUGGAACAAUAUAUCCAGGAGGUUCAGUUCGCGGUGCAUAUGGAGGAUAGGUUAAUUUGGACCCAUAGCAAUACAGGUGCAGGUACUACAAAGACAGCUUAUGAAUACUGCAGACCUGAUAAGCCAGCUGACAUUAACUUGUCGAAAUUGUAGGAUCCCAGAACGCCUCAGAGAAGAGCCUGGACCGUGUAGAAGUUGUUACAUAAUCCAGUGCCUAAUGAUGAUAUAGUUCUUUUUCCUGGAAUUAGCUCGGCGUCUUGCUGUAAUUUGUAUACGGUUCUGUGUUGCUUUGAAACACAACACCUAUUCUUUGAAUGCGCUUAUGCAACUGCGCUUUGGAAUUGGUUAGGCAGUCUUCAAUGUUGCUUUAACUGCAACUUCUAUUUGCAGAAUGUUCACUAUUAUCAGUAGCUUUGUUGGCA
This is a messenger RNA of Papaver somniferum (opium poppy), 5725 nucleotides long. Its product is annotated as cytadherence high molecular weight protein 2-like. The record is from RefSeq and is a predicted model, not a curated record. The transcript is spliced from 4 exons. Lineage: Eukaryota; Viridiplantae; Streptophyta; Magnoliopsida; Ranunculales; Papaveraceae. Bases 113 to 4918 code for a protein of 1601 amino acids.